ACAGGAGGGAACAAGAAAUAAAAAUAUAGAAGGACUACAAUGCAUUGAACAAGAGAUUGAAUCAAAAAGUUUAUUUGUAACGUUCUAGGUUAGUUGCAGUGAGGGAUAAACCAUAAGAAAUAGUACUUCUAUUUUAAAUGAAAACAUAAUAUGUCUAAUAUGGAUUAAAUUUCAGGUUUAACCAUGUCAAAUCAGUUAAUAAAAGCACUUUACCAUUCUUAACAUUUCUGUUUACAAAGACCUGAGAGGUGGUAAGGAUUGUUUUAUAGUUGUAGCUUUUGAUAACACCACCAAUAUUAUAACAAUAAAGCAAAAAUAUAAUUAUACUCACAACCCCAGUGCACAAAACAUCUAUUGGGUUGGCCAAAAGGUUCGUUUUUUUCUGUAAGAUGGCUGUAGUAGCACUUAGUUGUCUUUAACUUCAUUCAUAAUAAUUUUGUUAGAUUGUAUGUGACAUCUAUCAUAUCCACGUGCAUUUGAAAAAAGACAUCAAAUUUGGUGUAUUUUUGUGUAGCCAUUUUAAUAUUGAAGACGGAAGAAAAAAAGCAACAUUUUCAGCAUAUUAUGCUUUAUUAUUUCAAGAAAGUUAAAAAUGCAACCGAAAUGCAAAAAAAGAUUUGUGUAGUGUAUGGAGAAGUGCUGUGACUGAUCGAACGUGUCAAAAGUGGUUUGCGGGGCUGAGCCCGGCGCGCCGCGCUUGAGUGGCCGUUCCUCCGCCAACGAGUGGCGAGGGCCCGGGGAGCGCGGACUCCGGGCGCGCCGGCCAUGGCUCCCUGGGCGGGGGCCGAACUCUUGGCGCUGAAUCCGCUGCGUGCCGUGUGGCUCACGCUGGCCGCGGCCUUCCUGCUGACCCUACUGCUGCAGCUCGUGCCGUCUGGCCUGCUUCCGGGCUGCACGCUCUUCCAGGACCUGAUCUGCUAUGGAAAAACCAAGGAAGGGGGGCCGUCGCGACCGGCCGCCUGUCGGGCCUUUGAUGUCCCCAAGAGCUAUUUUUCUCACUUCUAUAUCAUCUCAGUGCUGUGGAAUGGCUUCCUGCUUUGGAGCCUUACUCAGUCUCUGUUUGUGGGAGCACCUUUUCCAAACUGGCUUCAUCAUUUACUCAGAAUUCUUGGGGCUGCGCAAUUCCGAGGGGGUGAGCUCGUGCUGUCUGCGUUCUUAGUACUAGUGUUUCUGUGGCUACACAGCCUACGAAGACUCUUCGAGUGCUUCUAUGUCAGUGUCUUCUCCAAUGCCGUGAUUCACGUCGUGCAGUACUGUUUUGGACUUGUCUACUAUGUCCUUGUCGGCCUAACUGUGUUGAGCCAAGUGCCAAUGGACGGCAGGAAUGUCUAUGUGAUAGGGAAAAAUCUCUUGAUGCAAGCUCGGCGGUUCCAUAUCCUCGGAAUGAUGAUGUUCAUCUGGUCGUCUGUCCAUCAGUGUAAGUGUCAUGUCAUUCUCGGCAAUCUCAGGAAAAAUAAAGCAGGAGUGGUCAUUCACUGUAACCACCGAAUCCCUUUUGGAGACUGGUUUGAAUACGUUUCUUCCCCUAACUACUUGGCAGAGCUGAUGAUCUACAUUUCCACGGCUGUCACCUUUGGUUUCCACAACUUAACUUGGUGGCUCGUGGUAACAUAUGUCUUCUUCAACCAGGCCCUGUCUGCUUUCCUCAGCCACAAAUUCUACAAAAGCAAAUUCGUCUCCUACCCGAAGCACAGGAAAGCUUUCCUACCAUUUCUGUUUUAAGAUAAUCUCAGUUAUGAGGAAUGCACACCAGGUGACAGUUCCAAUUCCCAAGGACAACGAAGUCUAGAGACCAAAGUGCAAUUUCUGUAGAACUGUUUAAAACUCGCUGGUCCAUUUCUGUUACCAGAAGUCUUCAGUGCAUGAGCAAAGCAAUACCACUCAAGAAAAUGAGUCUUGGGACUUCCUUGGCAGUCCAAUGGUUAAGGCUCCACACUUCCACUGCAGGGGGCAUGGGUUCGAUCCCUGGUUGGGGAACUAAGAUCUCACUUGCUGCUCAGCGUGGCAAAAUAAAUAAAAUUUUUUUAAACAAUGGAAGAAAUUGAGUCUUCAGGGAAGAAAUACUUCUGGCAGACCUGGGAGUGCUAUGUCUGCUUUCUAAGAUGCUUUAUAAAAGCAACCAAAUGCUAAAAAGUAGAUGAGACUUUUCCAAGCUGCUUCAGAAACAGACUAAUCAAGAAUAUACAAACAGCUUCAAACAAACACACACACAGUGGAAGAGAUAAGGUCAUCUGUGGCUUUGUUUUUGCUACAGACAAAUUAACUAGACUACACAAUAAGCAAUAUAGCAGAUGCUCAGUAACUGCUUGUUGCAUAUCAGUCAAAGCUGAAUAGCCUUUGAAAAUAACAACAAUGUAUAAUUUCACACCAAUGGAUUCUGGGAAAAGUGAGUUGAUUGAAGUUAGCUUAUACUUAUUACCACAAAGAUUUCCAGCUAUGUAACCAUCAAUAGUCAUUU
Molecule: messenger RNA, 2458 nt
Organism: Aethalodelphis obliquidens (Pacific white-sided dolphin)
Lineage: Eukaryota; Metazoa; Chordata; Mammalia; Artiodactyla; Delphinidae
Product: polyprenol reductase-like
Exons: 1
Coding region: 766-1722 (318 amino acids)
Biological process (GO): polyprenol catabolic process; dolichol-linked oligosaccharide biosynthetic process
Cellular component (GO): endoplasmic reticulum
Molecular function (GO): 3-oxo-5-alpha-steroid 4-dehydrogenase activity
Source: RefSeq, a predicted model, not a curated record